This is a messenger RNA of Mizuhopecten yessoensis (Yesso scallop), 4632 nucleotides long. RefSeq lists its product as uncharacterized. The record is from RefSeq and is a predicted model, not a curated record. The transcript has 2 exons. Lineage: Eukaryota; Metazoa; Mollusca; Bivalvia; Pectinida; Pectinidae. The coding region runs from base 435 to 2348 and encodes 637 amino acids.
UAUACACAGUAUACCGUUAGUAUCCCAGAAUGUUGUUGUACACACAUCCCUAGCGGAGCUGUGAUAAGAAAACCGGGGAACAAUACUUAAUUAACGCUUCAAACGAGCCGACAGUUAAAGACUACAAUUCACUCGCAAAAGUGCUAACGGAAUUUCGACAACAUGGCAGAAAGUGCACCUGGCUCAUGUGUGUUUUCUUAAGACAGAAAGAACACAUGAGAGAAAGUGAAAACAAUCACCAUGUUGUAAGUGUUCAAGCAAACUGUGAAAACACAACCCCCGAUAGUUAAAACAACAACCUACCCGUAUAAACCACUUGAGUUGUUUAUAAAAAUAUGCCAGAACUUACCUGGUGUCAUAUACGAACGGACAGGAGUAAGGAAUUGACAUUGGACGUCACUAGUGAGAUUUAAAAAAAUAUUAUUGAGUAACUCAUGUACCUAACCAGACAGAAAAUGGAACUUUCAGCCGUAGUGUCGGAAUUUACUCGUCAGAAUGACAGGUCUGGCAUUUCACGGCGACUUUCGGAACACAAGGAAAUUCGGGGCGUUUCUAAAAGAAUGAAGUUUCGUCAGCUGAAUUUGAACCCGUUCCUCCGUGGCCGUUCAAAGUCCAAAAAGAAGAACGCCAAGAAAUCGGACCACCCCAAUCAAUCACCUAAAAAAGAUGACAUUGACCCUGUAAAUCAUGGUAUACAAUGUCGUAGCCCCGACAACAGUAGGAAAGACAAUGAACAUGUUCGAGUGAAAGAAUCAGAUAUUGUCGACCUUGACUUUGACUACAGUUCGUCCAAGGUCAUUCAACGGGGAGGUGAAAGUCAACUGGAUUUGAGUAUUGACAUUAAAUCUCAAUACCGGCUUCAGCUGGACGAUUAUUAUUAUCCAAUUGGAAACGAGGAAAGUGAAUUUCCAGAGGAGCGGUGUCAUUAUGACGUCAGAUCUGAUUUUAUCGGAUGUGACCAUUUCGUAGUUGAUGAAGAUGGAAACCAAUAUUCUAGCGGCGGCAGCCUCCCCGACAGAGCAAAUAUUGAUAUCGAUCCGUAUUCUAACACCAUACGUAAAGUCAGGUCUCGGAUCAAGACAAAUCCUUGGCUACCAUCACCAAAACUGAGCCCGUCAUCUCUCAAAGCUCCUUCUGAAGUUUUGAGCUCCUCUGAAGGAGAUUCCGGAAGUGAGGGUAACCCUGACGACAAGCUCGAUGAUUUGUACUGCGAAAAUGAGGACAAUUUUAAUGACAAGGAGAACGUGAUUGAACAGUUGGAGAGCCCACUAACAGUGACAACUGACGCUGACGUUAAAGCAUCAGUGCAAUGUCGACAUCAGCAGAAUGAUUUAAAUUACCGCUGGUCCAUAAUUUCUGAAGGUGACAUUGACUUGACAUCGCCCACGAUUGAAGCUCUCCGUGAAAGCUUUUCUAAUCUCGAGCAUAAAGUGAGCUUCGAAUACGAAGAUAAAGUUGAUUCUGUAUUGGAGGGUGAUGAAGCGGAUCCAAGAAGCCUCACGUGUCUCUCAAUAAACGAUCUCUUUGACGACAGUCUCAUCCAAUCGGAUGACUCCUCCAGUCUCCAGAGCUCCAUGACGAGUUCAGAAGAUAUUUCAAGUGUGGCUGAAAUGUCAUCUUCACGAGAAUCUAGUGUUAUGACGGAGUCAGAAGCCGGCGCUAACACCGAGUCGGAAAACGGAGACAAUUUUGAGGAUUUAUCUCCCUUGGACGGAGACCCUCUGUCUAACGAAAAUGCAUUCCAUGUUAAAAUGUGCAAUAUGGACGAUUCGAUUGAUGCGGGAUAUUCCAGUUUGAGCCGAGACAGCCGGAUGAGUUCUGAUUCUGACUCCGACAGUUACACAACGGAGAAAAAACUGCGGACCAUACGGUCAACAACAGACAUCAGAACAUUCUUCGAGGAGGAAGAAGAGGAGGAUGAAGAAAAAAAAGACAGCGAGGAAAAAGACCUCAACGAGGAAAGAACAACUACAGAUUCAUACGAAAAAUUUGCCAACGAUCUUCGAAAAUGUAACGCCCCUACAAGCAGAACCUUUUCUGAGGUUAGACUUAGUCUUGAGGAAAAAGUGAAACAGCUCCGACUGGAGAAAAUUAUUGUUGAGCAGAAAAUCCGGGAAGCGCAAGAAGCGGAGAAAAUCCGGCUCCAGGAAAAGCUUCGAUUCAAACAGCAAAUGUCGGAACAGAGGAAAGAGGUUCUGUUGCAGACACUCAACGGUCUGAAGGAGAGACUAGAGAACCAGUCCGAGCGCCUGGAGCAGAACUAUUCUGAAGUACUCGACAUGCAGGAGAAAUAUUCACGAAGACGUCAGCCAUUUCUGUUUGUUGCACCAAACCCGGUCUCAUCGUAAACCUUAUCUUUGCUAACAUUACACACGAAUGUGUCAUUGUAGGCGCGUUCUGUGUAAAAUGUAAAUCGACAACGUAAUGCCAGUCCCUGCUGCAAGAUUUUGUGAAACCGCGACAUCGUCAUUCGUGUUCCCGUUAUGACGUCACGGAAAUUUGUGUACAUCCAGUGCGUCAUCGUAAUUCGUGUUCCUGCUACACAAAUAUUGAACUAAGUGUAACAAUUUAUGCGUCAUCGUAUUCGUACUACACCACCUGGUAAAUGUGCACUUUUUUAGCGCGUCAUCGUAAUGUGUGUCCUGCUGACAAACCAAACAUUUGUGCUAUUUGUGAAUGGACACCGUUACUAACCAACAAAAGGAAUUACAUCACGUGCUCUUUUAUGACGUAAUUUGAUUUCCAAUUGGGUUAUUUAAUUUGUAUUUGAUACAAAUUACGAAUUUUAAAAGUUGGUAUAGUUACAAUUGUUCCAGUGUAUUGAAACACGUUUUAGGUGACUGGCCAUUUCAACGUGUUUCCGGUUGAGUCGUUUUCUACACAAGUGAGAUAACAGGUUGAUGAGGAGGAUAACAAUGGCAGCCAUCUUAAGAAACAUAUCCGUACGCCAGACAUUAUGUAUCGAAGACUGAUGGCUAACUCUCAAAUGAUGUCGCAGAAAGACACUGGAAAAGCACACCUUAUAUAGAUGAUAGAAUGUCACGUGAUAUUGUAAUGACUAUGACGCUUUAUAUGUUGGAGAAUUUUAUCUAUGUUUUUCAGUGAAACACGCAUGCGUACAAUGACGAACAAGUAAUUGAACACUUGGGAUUUUCUCGACCAUCAGCAAUUAUUUCGUGUAGUCCUUUUCGUGCAGAUUCUUGAUGGUAAAAGUAUUCAAUUUGUGAGUGCUUUCUGCUGUCAAGUGUCUGCUCGUCAAAAACUGCAACACUGAUUUGGCUACCAAAAAUAUUCCGCCUAAAAUCAACACGUUUUGUAUCUAUGAUACAGAAGCUAACCGAAGGGUAAAACAGCGUUCUGUUCCCUCGGGAGUUUACGUAGACAUAUAUUGUCUCGGUACGAGGUUAAAUGCGCCUGAGCCAAUUAAUGGAAUUAAUUCAGGCGAAAACUAGUGAAGAAUCUGGAGUAAUUUCUUAUGAAAUGUACUUUUCAGGAACUUACAUUGGUUCAGGUCUAAAUUUGAGGCUUUUCAAUUCAAAUUUGAGCGCAAACCUCGAAAUUACAAGGUGCCAAAGUUAAGUGACCAAAGGGUAAAAAUAACCCUCACCCGACUUAUUCUAACUAGUUUUUGAUAUGUUCGGGUGGUCACCUUUUCGAGGUGGACAGUUAUUGUCCACUACUAAAGCUGUAUGGUUGAGAUAUCCUCCAAACUUUUGAUGUUGUAGUGUUUAAUUUGCGUUUUAUGUUCGAAAACAUCUCCUAACACCUCAAAAUCCACAAUCAACUUGUCCGAUUACUUGGACAAGUUCAUUUUGGUUAGAGCGAUACAUGAGUUGAUGAUUGUUUCAUUUAGAUUGAAGUGCUCUGUUAUCAUAUUUAUAUUGUUUUGUUUUAUGUUUCUGUUUGGCGAAUCAAACGUAGAAGUGAUCAAGACCCCGAUUCAUCCUCGUCCUGAAAACUCUUUUGAAAGAAAGUAUAAUCAUGUAUGUCAACCUUUACAACAUCCUGUGUCAUUUGUUACACCAAAGAUUCCGUUUGACAUUCAAAACUGUCCUUUUCAACAGGAAGUUAGCCUCAAAGCUUAUCAAAGCCACUAUAUCAAGUUUCGACAAUGAAGUCGCGCUGAUAAAAACUUUGCAUCACAAAGCGAGCUGAAAUAAUUUGCAAAAUUUACAAAUUAAGAAGUGUUCAUUCAAAUGAAUAAAAUUAUUAUUGAAUUAAGAAUAACGUAAAAAAUGGUUUCACUUGAGCUCAUUAUGUUAGCAAACUAUCCCUAUUUAUAAGAUUGACAUUUAUUACUUCAACGGUUGAACGAUGUUUUGAUUAUUAUGGGUAUAAUUAGUGCUCUUUGUUAAUUUAUUUUGUAAAUAAUAAGUUUGUAUAUGUUAUUGAAGUACAUCUUGUUUGUGUCAUAAUUUAACUUCGACAAGUUUCUCUCAAGAUACUGAAUCCAAUCUGAGUUAUUUUGGAAAGAUAAAUCCAUUUCCUAUGUAUUCGACGAUUUUUCACGAUUACCUGAAAAAGAAUUGUUCGGAAUGUAAAUGUAAAUAUCUGAAAAUGAAAUUAACAUCCUUUUAACGUUACCGUGUCUACUUUAAAUUUCAUCGAAAUAAAUUAGUUUUAUUUCUAAUC